CUAAGCCACAUAAUAUUUAGUUCUAAAAAAGAUGCAUUUUUUACUGAAAAGUUGGCUCCUUGCCAUCUGCCGUUUGGUUUCUACGAGAUUCAAUCCCCCAAUAUCGGACGAGUCACCGAAAGGAGUCCGCCACGGCUAAAUCACGGCCGCGUCAACGAAGCCAUUACAACCACUCAGGCGAGAUCCCUCGCCAUCUCUAUCUACCACGCGCCAUCUCUCUUCUGUCACCAUGUGAAGAAUAUGCUGUUUUCAUGAGAAAGGAUUUGACGGAUGACCUCAGCUUAAGGUUUCUUUCUUCUAUAUUACCAGCUCCUUCUUUCCGCGGAUCGAAUUCUUCCGCGGGAGCCGGCAAUCUUUGAAGGGGUUUCUGAUUCAUAUCGUGGAGGUUUUUAAAAAAAUCUAGCAUCCGGAGUCCUGUUUUCUUUCCCCGGUUCGAUUCUAAGCGUUUUCGGAUCGCAGGAGUUGGCGAUUUUAUAACUGAGACUUGCUUAUUCAGCUUCAAGAUGGUUAACUUUGGCAAGAAAUUGAUGAAGGAUCAAAUUCCAGAGUGGAAAAGAUGCUACAUUAACUACAAGCUAAUGAAAAAGAGAGUGAGACAAUAUGCUGAACAAAUUCAGAAUGGUGGGGACCGUCGCCAAUUUCUUAAAGAAUUUUCGAGGAUGCUAGAUGAUCAGAUUGAAAAGAUUGUACUCUUUUUACUGGAACAACAAGGACUUCUUGCUAGUAGGAUUGAACAAUUGGCGGAGCAACGUGCUAAUCUUUCAGAACAGCCCGACUUUUCAAAGAUAUUGGAACUUACGGAAGCAUAUAAGGAAGUUGGAUAUGAUCUCGUAAAACUUCUUAAAUUUGUUGAUCUUAAUGCUACUGGCAUUCGCAAGAUUUUGAAGAAGUUCGACAAACGAUUUGGGCAUAGAUUUACAGAUUAUUAUGUGACCUCGCGGGCAAAUCAUCCAUACUCUCAACUGCAACAAGUCUUCAAACAUGUGGGACUGGGGGCUAUUGUUGGUGCCCUUUCUCGUAAUCUUGCCGAUCUUCAGUAUCGUCAGGGAAGUUAUCUAUCCAUCUAUGAUCAGCCAUCAGAUGCUCUAAAGGAUCCUAUUAUUGAUUUGAUAAAUGCGUCAGUAGAUAAGCUAACAAAUUCGACAAAUUUCCUUAAAUUUUUGGGACAACAUGCUCUUAUUAUACAAGAAGAGAUACCUAGCUCAGGAGAAGAAGAAGUUGUUGAAACAAAAUAUCAUUUUGCUUCGCUCCUCUUAAACCUGUCAAAUACUUUUCUUUAUAUGGUAAAUACAUAUAUAAUUGUCCCAACUGCUGACAAUUACUCCAUAAAACUUGGAGCUGCUCCCACAGUUUGUGGAAUCAUAAUCGGGUCAAUGGCUGUUGCGCAAGUAUUUUCUUCUGUUUAUUUCAGUGCCUGGUCAAAUAGAUCGUACUUCAAACCGCUUGUUUUCAGCAGUAUUGUACUGUUUUUGGGUAAUAUUUUGUAUGCGUUGGCUUACGACAUGGAGUCUUUAACGGUGCUGCUUGUUGGCCGACUACUCUGUGGUCUGGGUUCAGCAAGAGCUGUAAAUCGGCGGUAUAUUAGUGAUUGCGUGCCUGUAAAGAUUCGCAUGCAAGCUUCGGCUGGAUUUGUUAGUGCCAGUGCUCUUGGAAUGGCUUGUGGACCUGCCAUUGCUGGCUUGCUUCAAACUAAUUUCAAGAUCUAUUCUCUGUCUAUUAAUCAAAACACACUACCUGGUUGGGUUAUGGCGUUUGCUUGGCUGAUUUAUCUGAUAUGGUUAUGGAUUUCAUUCAAAGAGCCAAAUCAUGAUAUUAAAGAGAAGAUGGCGCCGCAGGAUAAUACUGCUGGGCAUGUUGGCAUAGGGGAAAUGGAAAGGGGUCUUGCUCAUCCUCUGCUAUUACAUUCGGAAGAUAAAGAAAAUGACGGCGGAGAUGAAUUUGAUGAUAGUGAAGAGGCUCCAGAGGACUCUCGCGCGCCGGCAAAUUCCAUUGUUUCAGCUUACAGGCUCCUUACACCAUCAGUAAAGGUUCAACUAUUGAUCUACUUCAUGCUCAAGUUUGGAAUGGAGAUUUUGCUGUCAGAAUCAAGUGUCAUCACUGAAUAUUAUUUCAAUUGGACUACCAGUUCUGUCGCCAUAUUCCUUGCAAUACUUGGGCUCACGGUUCUUCCUGUAAAUGCCAUUGUGGGAAGUUACAUAUCCAACUUGUUUGAAGACAGGAAAAUCUUACUGGCAUCUGAGAUUAUGAUGUUAGUCGGCAUAGCCUUAAGCUUCCAUGUCACCAGCUCAUAUACAGUGGCUCAAUACGUCUCAUCUGCACUCAUCACAUUUGUAUCCGCAGAAGUACUUGAAGGUGUUAACUUAUCCCUCCUGUCGCAAGUGAUGUCGUCUCGGCUUGCUCGAGGAACCUACAAUGGCGGGCUUCUGUCGACAGAGGCCGGAACGUUGGCUCGAGUCGUUGCAGAUGGCACGAUAACGUUGGCUGGAUACUGGGGCGAAAGCAGGCUUCUGAAUACCACUCUUCUCCCUUCUUUAUUGAUUUGCAUUGUCUCUAUUGCUGCCACAUUCCUUACCUUCAACUCUCUCUUUUAAAGAGAGACAAACUAUAUUUCUUGGCUUGUUUUAUGAUGUUGGCUUUGGCUGUAUAUAGAGAAUUAAGCCAGCCAAUUCAUUUGAUUUAUUUUAUUUAAAAAAUGUAGCUUCUAAAUUUUGUGAUCAACAUGGUUUCAUUGCGCGCUCGAAUGUGCGGCCCAUUGGUUAGAAAUAAAGUGAAGAAUUUUCACGUCAUUUUGUUAAAGCUUAGAGUAAUUAUUUGGAUGUGCUUUAUAGCCAUCAUAUUUGUUUUAUGAUAAGUAGAAUAAAUUGACUUGUUAAUGAU
Molecule: messenger RNA, 2877 nt
Organism: Phalaenopsis equestris
Lineage: Eukaryota; Viridiplantae; Streptophyta; Magnoliopsida; Asparagales; Orchidaceae
Product: SPX domain-containing membrane protein Os06g0129400-like
Exons: 11
Coding region: 504-2591 (695 amino acids)
Biological process (GO): transmembrane transport
Cellular component (GO): membrane
Molecular function (GO): transmembrane transporter activity
Source: RefSeq, a predicted model, not a curated record